GAUGGCUCCAAAUAGACCUUUUUUAAAGUCUCUCGGUAGGAAAAUAUCGCGUUUGCGCCGUAGCUCGGCAAUACGUCAGGUGAAACGCAGCCUUGCUGGGUUUACUCUGGGUCUGUUCCUCGCUUCAGUGUACGGUAUGACAGCGCUGUUCAUCCAGAACAACGAUCUCUGGUUCUGCGUCACCACUACCGGCAUCCUCGCCGCUUUUGCGGGGUUUGGAACGGGUCUCUCCGACCGCGUGCGCACCAACGUCAUGCUGAUGAUCCCAAUGCUGUGCUCGAUCAGGGGUAAAAAUUUCCUUCUUUUCCUCAUCUGUACCUUGGUUAUCCAUGGCCCCGUGAGCAACACGAUGGAGAAUGUUGAACGGGCCGCAGACAGUGUGAUCUGUGGUGCAGAACUUGCCAUGAAUCAGACCCAACAACUCCUGCAGCGUGCCGCCAACCCACUGCUACCGGCCCUGAGUAAGAUUAAGGAGAUGGCGAGGAAUGCUUACUCAAUGGCAGGCCGAGCACAAAACCUCAUCAGAGCUCUGACGGAAUCUGUGCGGCAUGUUGCUCGGGUUCUAAGAAAGGUACUGCACUUCUUGGCAGAUAUUGGUGAUGUGUGUAACGACAAGCUGGGUCUGCCGUAUCAGAAGUGCACUAGGCUGUUCGAUGAAGGCCGUGAGAACUGCAUGGAGCUGCUCUCUGUGUUCUCUUUUCUCUGCCACAUCCUAGAUGGAUUCCAGUCUCUCUGCGGGCUCGCACGCGUGGGACAGCUAUUCUGCAUCUUACCAUCAUAUAUUGCUGACCACAUGAAGACUGCUUUGGCUUAUCCAACCAUUGUGGCAUUCGAUCGAAUUAAAAAAGAAUUUGAAUUCAACAUUUCUACCUCCAUCAACUUUGAUCUGCUUCUGAACAACAGUCAGUCCAUGCAGGAUGCUGCUCAGGAGAUCAUGGAGGAGGUGUCUGAGCAGAUGGGCCUCCUCCUGGAGCUCAAGGUCCUACUUGCAUACAUGGGUUUCUUCCUGCUUCUCUUCAUGUAUCUCAAGGCCGUUCUGUACAAAAAUCGAUACCUUCAUAAUGAUAAAUUUGAGAACAUCUACAUAACUGACCAGUUCAUUGAGCUGGACAGGAAGCUCUCCAGACAGGGCAAAGCAGCAGUACUUCCCCUCAGCCACAGAGAAACUCUCACCUACAUCAGGCCCUGCUCUCUGUAUCUGACUGCGAGAGAGAGACGGGCUAUGGCAGGUCAGAUGUUGUCUUUGUUCAGGUAUAUGGUCAUGACAGUAAUACUGAUAGCUGUUGACCUCAUGGUGUUCUGGGUGUUUGAGCUGGUACACCACCAGGCCCAGGGUGAAAUCGUGACCCAAGCUCCUGUAGUGGUUGCAGUACAAGUGAAUGGAUCUGGUUACGCCUCAGAUAUCUUUAGGGACAUUGCAGCCUCUUUUGACAUCCUGCAGAAAGGAAACAUCACUGUGCUUAGCAAGAAAUGUCUCAUGAAUCCUUUGGAGCCAGACUACAUGAGAUACCUGCUCAUUGGUCUUCUUUAUGGCUUCACGCUGUUUAUUGUGAUUGCUGGUGGCUACGUCAAACGUUUACAGAGGUUUGUGUGUGCCAGGUACCAUCCUGAAAGAGAGAAAAAGAGGAUCCAGUACCUCCACAGGCAUAUUCUCACUCAUCGUGGGUCUUUAGGAAAAGCCCUAUUGAGGGCAGUACAACGAAACAAGGUGGACCAGCAAAAUAAUGGCUUUAUACAAACACUGGCCAAACACCUGCCGGGGGGUGUCAUCAUAGCCAGGCUCCUGGAUAUCAAUAAAGAAUCAUGCAUGGCCUGUGGGAAAAUGUUGGAGACGAGAGGUCAUGAUGAUGAAGUGCACAUAUGCCCUACCACUCACUGCACAGGCCGUUACUGCUCGCUGUGCUUCAGACUGAUGGGGAACCUCUGUGCUAUCUGCAUGGGACCGCUUACGUUCCAGGAGGAGCAAGAGCUAGACUCCAGCGAUGAGGAGCAAGCGGAUUUAUUGGAGGCCGCUGUAACAUCACAGCAGACUAGCCAGGGCAUAGAGAUGAAAAAAGUUAUGAUCAGUUUUUCCAAUCAGGAUCAUUCUGUAUGGCUCAAUGGACAAUCUAGCCAUCAAAAUAUAGUUGUCAAUAACAGAGUUUGAGGCCAAAGCUUCUUUUUUUUGUUGCGAAUUUAGAUGUGCAGAGCACCGUUUUCUGUGGUGUUGAAUAAAUGUAUGUUCAACCAG
Messenger RNA from Rhinichthys klamathensis goyatoka, 2230 nucleotides. RefSeq names its product DC-STAMP domain containing 2 (gene dcst2). The coding region runs from base 2 to 2146 and encodes 714 amino acids. Gene Ontology annotation, cellular component: membrane. NCBI's taxonomy places the organism in Eukaryota, Metazoa, Chordata, Actinopteri, Cypriniformes, Leuciscidae. The record is from RefSeq and is a predicted model, not a curated record. The transcript is spliced from 15 exons.